AUAUUAAUUCUCGGAUAUGGUGCCACACCGUCAGGAAAGUCACGGCUGUUCCUUAAUAACCACCCGGCGCGUCUAGUGCGGUAGCAUGCACCAUGCACAUUAAGUCUCCAGUGUUUACUCAAAGUGCAUUUACGUGUUUAUUUGGAACACUGUAUCUAGUGCGAGGAGCUUCCGUUUCAUUCUCCUAGUUAACAUAGUUUUUACGGGCUUCUGUUAUUAAAUGGAAAAGACGGAGAAACAGAGUACCUUCAGCCCAGUUGGACUGCAGGCUACCGAUUUUUUACCGCAGCUGAUUGUACAUGAAAAUUCUCCCGAGAAUAAACAGGAAUAUGAGUCAUUUUCCGUACUGGUACAGCGCGCUAACGACUUCCUUCGGAGCAAUCCUCAUCUUACCGUGAAUACCUGCGAAAGUGUCGAAUUCCGAACACCGAACGGAUACAGCAUUGAGACCAUCACCUCAGUGUACAUAAAUUAUUACGAGUAUCCAAAGUAUCCAAAGUUCAUCCGAGGCUUGCGAUUAUGGACGCAAGAGAAAGCGCAUUGCAAGGAAUACGAAUGCGAACAGAUCGGGUACCUCAAUUUUGUCCCGCUGAUCGGCGGCGCUGUGGGUAUGGAAGGCCUCGACACUCUCGUUGCGCGAGUCAACCGGCAGAUUACCACCGAUCCCAUUCCCGGACAUGUUGUUACCGUUGAAACCCAAGCAGUCAAACUGGACCCUACAAAUAUGGAUCCUGACCGGACAAUCCUCGUCGAACGAGGCACGGACAGAGUAGUGUUUAUCAACUUUAUCCGAAUCUUCUACAUUCUUGGCCCGGAACAGCAUUGCCAAGUAGGCCUUCACGACUUUGUACCGGGCGUUGUCCAAUUCGCCGGUGACGGGCAUGAACUAAAAAUGGAGACUUUUGAAACGGUUAUGAAGGGCGCGUCACAAUGGCUGAUGUCUUUGCCACCCAAUUAUCGACCGGUCAAUAUUCAGACGGUGAUACUGAGGUGGAAUACUGAUGAAAAAAUCGACACUAACCGAAUGGAUUUUCACGAAGAAAAACAUUAUCAUUUAACUUAUCUGAGGUAUCUUCGAGUCAGUUAUGUAACAGAAGAUCCACAGGAAGGCCCCUCAGCACGCCCUUUGAUCCAGUUACACUCAAAGCUCAUCGUGCCAUUGAUGCUCAAAAAGGCCGGGACAUUCGAAGAUCAUGGAGAUUUUGAGACCCAGGACGAAACGCGCACACGGGUGAAUGCGUGGGUCAGAGCGACCGGUGCGCGGGUUGUGUCGGUGGAAAGUCUGGUGUUGCGUAUUUACGACGGCUCCGGGACACAUUUUCGUGGAUAUACCGACAAUUAUCCCAUGCAUGUUAGAAAUGUAUUCCAUAAAAUCAAAGGCAUCACGGGACGUACGGAUGAAAAGAUGAUUCAUCUGUACCGGGUGUACACGGAUGGCGAGAAUGCCGAUCCCAAUGAUUGGCGGGAUGCUAAUGAUUUCGAUUCGGAAUGCGUCGUAAUAAUGGAAUUACAACACGUGCCCAUGAUAUCGCCUGCAUUGGGUCUGCAGUCUGUUGAUUUUCUACCGGAAAUCACAGGAGCUAACGGUCCCUCCAACCGACCGGAAUACGAAUCGUUUUUUGUCCUGGUGCAACGGGCCAAUAAUUUUCUACGUGGUAACCCCCAUUUUACGGUGAACACGUGCGAGAGUGUGGAAUUCAACGUUGGCAACAGCGGCCGGAAAAUUGAUACACUGAAUUCUGUGUAUACUGCUCAUGGACACACCGAAACGAGGUACAUAAGGGCGCUGCGAUUAUGGAUGCAGACGAAAAGCAGUCCCGAUGGCGUUUGCGAUCAGAUUGGAUACGGCAAUUUUCUCCCGCAGAUUCAGGGCCAAGGCAGUACAUUCAGCGUGGAGACACUGGAUGGCGUAAUGGCCAGAAUUAACCAUCAGUUCCAACAGUAUCCCAUGCCGGGACGUAUUAUUACUAUCGAAACGCAGCCGAUAAAAUGGGGAUCAUCAGCUUUGGACCCGGAUCGCACAAUCUGGACCGAGCGUGGCUCCGCCAGUACAAAUUUCGUUAACGUCAUCCGCAUCUUUUUCCUACAAGGUCCGGUGCAGCGGUGCCACGUCGGAGUACAGGAUUUUCUUCCGGGCACACUGCAGACCGGUCUCUUGCUGGGGUGACCACCCGGUCAUGGAGAAUUUCUCCAUUGUAGCACAGCGUGCGCGCGACUGGCUAUUGUCUCUGCCGCCAAAUUUUCAGCCGGUCAAUGUGCAGACUGUAACCUUUCGCUGGAGUUUCAACCAGGGCGCGGAUACAAAACUCAUGACGUACCAUGAAGACAAACUUCGGCUAAAUUAUUUGAGAUAUUUACGAGUGGGUUUCGUCGUACUGGACGCCUACGACGGAUCGGCACCGCGUUCUCUCAUCCACUUAGGCUCCAAACUCAUCACCCCGAUUAUGGCCGCACCGCCCGGAUGCUGCAGCGGUGGGGCUUUUGAAUCUCAGGAAUCGACGCGCGCACGGGUUGACCACUGGGUUCGGGCUACCGGCGCCCGGGUGGUUUCAGCCGAAAGUCUGAUGAUGCGACUCGAGGGCGGAGGCGAAAGCCGGUAUGGAUUUGAGAGUAUGCACACUUGGAAUGAAACGGUCCGGCGCAACAAAUCCACACGACGCGCCGAUGAGCAGUUUGUGCAUCUGUACCGGGUGUACACCGAUGGACACUACCAGGAUCCACCGGGAUGGAAUAACAGUCCGGAACUGGAGCAGUAUGCGGUGACGACACGAAGUCGGCGCAGUCGGAAUUUAGCGAUCUUUGUAGGGGUGCUCGUGUUGAUUGGGGUUAUUUUGGUUGGAUCGCUGGUGUUUACUGGCGGUCGUCGCUCUAAAAGUUGAUGCAGUUAAACGCUUUGAUUUUUUGCUGACACAAAAUUACAUUUUAUAAGAGUAAGGGGAAGAGUAAUCUCCAGAUUUUAUUUUUCUGUUUUUGCCUUUUGUAACAAAUCAGUUUCCGGUCGUGUAUUAGUUGCAUGUGUGCUGGGUCGGCUAACAUUCAGUAAUGAACUAUUUAAUAUUAUAUUUUAGAAUUAGAAUUAGAUCAAAAAUAUAAGGAGGUAGGUUUUACAGGACUCGUAUACUGUGCUUAAUUAAUCAAUCUUUCGUUCUUUGAAAUGUUUCUGUAGCCUGUGCGUAUAUUUGUGAUUGGAACAGAUCGCCAACAAAAAAGGCAAAAAUUAAAGACUGACAACUAUCGGUGUUUUAAAGUAU
Paramacrobiotus metropolitanus is the source of this 3251-nucleotide messenger RNA. RefSeq lists its product as uncharacterized. Bases 221 to 2167 code for a protein of 648 amino acids. The transcript is spliced from 8 exons. The record is from RefSeq and is a predicted model, not a curated record. NCBI's taxonomy places the organism in Eukaryota, Metazoa, Tardigrada, Eutardigrada, Parachela, Macrobiotidae.